GCCUUUCAGCGAUACUUUUCAGUUUAGUCGACGAACGACAACGAUACGAACACGAAUCAUUUCGCUGUAGUUUCCGCGUGAAAAUUACAGAAAACAUUCUCAGCGAUAAGAGCAUUCAGCAUAUCUAGUGCGAAAUGGUGUCCGUGGAGACUAUAGGCUCUAUAUUCAUCAAGGCCCUGAAGCUGAUCAUCAACCUGGUGAUCAUCUUCUUGUACCGUUGGGGCGAUGGAGGCGAGUUCCUGGGCAUUGGCGGCACCUGGAACUUGAACGAGGAGAAGAGCGCCGAUGCGGAAAUCGUUGCCUCGGGCGUCAUGGUUGGAUUCUUGAUUUACACUGCAUGCCACACCAUUGCGUUUGCCUUCGGCACCACCAAACAUAAGGGAGAACUGUCCGACACCAUCAUGAACGUGGUUGGCUGCAUCAUGUGGAUCACCGUGGGCGGAGUGGCACUACACUACUGGAAGGGUUACAUGUCCGACGAGGGAUUCCUGUAUGUGAACUCGGAGCGCCAAGUGGGCAUUGCCAUGGGCUCGCUGUGCGUCAUCGAGGGCGCACUGUACCUGCUGGACACCGUGUUGGCUUGCAUACACUAUUCGAAGGGCGACACCGACUACACGAAGUAGAAACCGAAUAGUGGGGAUACCAAUCGCAAUCGCCGAAUGAACACCAUCCACAUUUGUCUUUAUACAUAGAUCGAUUUAAGUGCAAAUUAGUUAUUAUCCGCAAUCAAUUAUCAACAAUACGUUCGUAAGGGUCAAUUGUCGCUGUACUAUACACUAACUAUUUACAAUUUUCAUUCACGUUUAACAUCCCUAAAUUGGCAAAUACAAAUAGUUAAGACCACGCCACGGAUA
Drosophila mauritiana is the source of this 854-nucleotide messenger RNA. RefSeq names its product protein snakeskin (gene Ssk). The coding region runs from base 135 to 623 and encodes 162 amino acids. The record is from RefSeq and is a predicted model, not a curated record. NCBI's taxonomy places the organism in Eukaryota, Metazoa, Arthropoda, Insecta, Diptera, Drosophilidae. The transcript has 4 exons. Gene Ontology annotation, biological process: septate junction assembly.